GAUCGGGAGAUGUGGGCAGAAAUUGUUGCUGCUGCUGGGGCCGGGAGCUGAGCACCUCCGGAGCACACCGGGAGCAGCUGAACUUUGGCGCUGGGGAAAAUCCAUUUCUCCUCCGUAAACACUUUGGGGACGACCACAGCGCAUCACCGCACACCAAGCGCUGCAGCACCCGGUGCUGGAGCGACGCUGAGGGGUUCCUCUCUCGCCAAGGACGGACACCUGUGUAAAGAGCUGGGGAAGGGCAAUUCGUCUUUCUUUUCCAGAUGACUGAAAAUACCGACAGGAUCGUGGCUCUCUGCUUUCCAUCAGCAAGUAGCAUUAGGGAGAGGCAGCUGAGGAAUGGAAAUGAUGUUGCUCCAAUUCAUCCCAGCAUCUACUUUUUCCCAAGGGACUCCAUGCCCAUAGGGGUUUGCUGCAUGCAUAUCCAGCAGUGAGGACAACGGUACCACGGAUGCAUCCCAACUGGAUCAUGUAAGAAUUUGAUACUGAGAAACCCACCCCAGUGAGACUUUCUCUGCCUGAAGUAUAUGGUUCGGUGUAAGCACAGCAAUUUUUGCCUAUUUCUCUCCCUUUUACAUCUCUUGGGCUCGGAGAUCUCUGCCCUCAUUGCAACUAUGCUCAUUUGCAACAUCAGUGCCAUCAAAGAUUGGAGCACUUUCCUCUCCCAGAUCCUCCCCAGCGUGAACAAGACCCUGAACUUGGUGCAGCAAGUGGAAGCCACUACCAGCUCAGUGGUGAGCGUCCUGCAAGACCCUGAGCAGGACAGCUACCUGGCCAACAGCCAGCCCAUGAACUCCAGCAACUUCACGGCUGGCCUUGACCACUUGUUUCAGUACUCUUACUCUGACAAUGACCAGCUGUACAAGGAGUACAAACCCCCUCCUCGCGACGCCAUCCCUCUGCCCAAGGCUGUCCUCUACCUUCUCAUGGCAGCCCUGGUGGUGGUGGCAGUGGCGUACGCCAUCGUUGGGCACCUCAUCAAGGACCUCAUUCAUGACUUUAUAGAUUGGAUCUUCGGCCCCAACCCAGAUGACAACAGCAACAAAAGCGACGUCAACUGCAUCACCAGUAGCGUCAAUGAGAUGAGUGAGAUGCCCGAGGUGCCGCGCCACCACAGCCGCCAGCCCCAGGACGUGGUCAUCGCCAUCGGCGAGACCUGCCACCUGCCACAGCAGACGUGAGCAGCGUGAUGGGAUGGGCAUGGCAGGGAAGGACCAGGGGAAGUCUCCUUGUUCGCCUCUACCACCGACAGAGGACUGUCUGCUGCUGAGCAACCGGCACUGCAGGGAUGGGGGCAAAGGGAAAGGGGCUGUGGGAUGAGCGGAGCCUGCAGGGCAGAGCCUUCCAGGUUCUAAGGACAUUGCCAGGGCCACGGGAUUGUCAGUCCUGUGGGUCUAUCAGCUUCCUUUUUUUCCCCAUGAAUAACGAAAGAGCAAAUGGAGAAAUACAGUGAGCAGA
Messenger RNA from Tympanuchus pallidicinctus (lesser prairie-chicken), 1458 nucleotides. RefSeq lists its product as uncharacterized. The record is from RefSeq and is a predicted model, not a curated record. Lineage: Eukaryota; Metazoa; Chordata; Aves; Galliformes; Phasianidae. The transcript is spliced from 2 exons. The coding region runs from base 528 to 1181 and encodes 217 amino acids.